GAUAUAUGUCUCAAAUCUAUGCAAGCAGAAAUGGAGAAAGAAAGGAAUGCCUACAGAGCACAUUGUUUGGUCCUAACCUUUCCAAGCCAAGGCCACAUUAAUCCUAUGCUCGAAUUCUCUAAGCGUCUGGAGCACAAAGGACUAAAAGUUACACUCGUUACCACAAACUUCAUCUCCAAAACCAUAUAUAAAGAAGCCACUUCCAUUGCUCUCGAGACCAUCUCUGACGGCUAUGAUGAAGGCGGGAGAGCACAAGCAGAAAGCAUCCAAGCCUAUUUGGAGCGCUUUCGGCGAGUCGGGUCGCAAACUCUGGCUGAGCUGCUUGAAAAGCUUUCUAGCUCAGGCUGUCCUGUCGAUUGUGUUGUUUAUGAUGCUUUCUUGCCUUGGGCUCUAGGCGUAGCUAAAAAGUUUGGAUUAGUCGGGGCUACAUUUUUCACUCAAUCUUGUGCUAUUGGUAAUAUAUACUACCAUGUCCACAAGGGAGUGCUGAAAGUCCCUCUUUCAGAGACUGAAAUUUUGCUUCCUGGGUCGCCACCACUCGAACCUCAGGAUAUGCCGUCCUUCAUUUAUCGUUUUGGCAUAUCCUACCCGGCUUUCUUUGACAUGGUUGUGAGUCAAUUCUCCAACAUUGAUCACGCUGAUUGGAUCCUUUGCAACACGUUUUAUGAGUUGGAGCAAGAGGUGGUGGAUUGGAUGACAAAGAUAUGGCCAUUGAGAACAAUAGGACCGACUAUACCAUCAAUGUUCCUAGACAAGCGACUCGAAGGUGACAAAAACUAUGGUUUCAGCAUCUUCAAACCAAACACCGAUGCAUGCAUGAAAUGGUUAGAUGAUCAACCAAAGGGGUCGGUUGUUUAUGUUUCGUUUGGGAGUGUGGCUGCUCUUGAAGUUGAGCAAAUGGAAGAAAUAGCUUGGGGAUUAAGGAUGAGCAACCGAUGCUUCUUGUGGGUUGUCCGGGCCUCAGAAGAGGCAAAGCUCCCCAAAAACUUUGUGGAGGAGACGUGUGAGAAGGGAUUGGUGGUUCGUUGGUGUCCUCAAUUGGAGGUCUUAGCUCACGAGGCAGUAGGGUGCUUUGUGACACAUUGUGGGUGGAAUUCUACUUUGGAAGCCCUCAGCUUGAGUGUGCCGAUGGUCGCAAUCCCACAAUACUCAGACCAGAGCACCAAUGCAAAGUAUAUUAUGGAUGUUUGGAAGAUGGGGCUAAAAGCUCCGGCUGAUGAGAAAGGGUUAGUCAGUCGAGAAGCAGCAGAACAUUGCAUCAGGGAAAUAAUGGAGGGGGAGAGAGGGAAUGAGAUAAAGAAAAAUGCCUUAAAAUUGAGAAAAUUGGCCAAAGAGGCUGUAGACGAUGGUGGAAGUUCUGAUAAGAACAUUGAAGAAUUUGUAGCCAAAUUGGUUCACUCCUAAGCUCUAGACAAAAGUUCAUGUCCUCCUAAUUUCGGCUUCUGAAAAAUGUCGUUUAUGUAAUAACUAUGGAAUUAUCAUAUAU
Messenger RNA from Alnus glutinosa, 1486 nucleotides. RefSeq names its product mogroside IE synthase-like. Bases 19 to 1404 code for a protein of 461 amino acids. Gene Ontology annotation, molecular function: UDP-glycosyltransferase activity. NCBI's taxonomy places the organism in Eukaryota, Viridiplantae, Streptophyta, Magnoliopsida, Fagales, Betulaceae. The record is from RefSeq and is a predicted model, not a curated record. The transcript has 2 exons.